Molecule: messenger RNA, 801 nt
Organism: Spodoptera exigua (beet armyworm)
Lineage: Eukaryota; Metazoa; Arthropoda; Insecta; Lepidoptera; Noctuidae
Source: the annotation of a GenBank genome assembly
CAUAACUCAGUUUUACAUACAAAUUUCAUAGAAAAGUAUCGUUUUUGAUAUUUGGAUAAAAGUAUUGAAUUUGACUAGUUGGAAACUACCGUAUUGUACAAGUGCAGGAAAACCAUAAGCACUGGUUAAAUUCAAACAUCUUAAUUACUAUUAUAUAUUACUAUUAUUAUAUACACAUUAAUGAUAUUACUAAUCAUACAUUAAGGUUUGGAAUUCCAGUCUUAACACCAAUCGACACUUCGAUGUAUUUUAGUAAUCUGCGCGCCAAAAACGUAGCAUUCUCUGGAUCAAAGACAUUUGCAGUUACAAUGUCAAGUUUCAUAUCGUUUUGGAAAUUUAUCAGUUCACUUGCACUUAUCGCCAUAGCGUUCACUGGGAGUCCACUCGCAUUUACAAGCACCACACGGCGAGUCUUUAAAUCUGAAUUUACUUGCAGCAAAGCAUUUCUUGCCCAUUCUAAACAAAAUAUUCGACUUGUGUCAAUUGCUAAUAUUACAAAGUCUAUACCGACUUUUCCCGUGAGAUCGGACCGUUUUACUACCUCUUCAAGAUAAAAUGACUUUAAAACAAUUAGUUUCCAACGAUAAUCUCCUCUGCUGUGGACGUCUGUGAGAGCUUUUGAAAGUUUUUCGAUGAUAUCAUUACUGAAUGAGAGCACGAUCACUGAUAAUGUAUUUUUACAACUUGUAGGUCCAACCCACGGAGCUACUACCACUUCCUCUUCAACCAUAGACAUUUUGAAUACAAACAAUGUAGAAAAAUUACUGGGUCCUUUGGCAAAUUUAUUUAAUUUCAAUUAAA